ACAAAAAUAAUAAUAAUAAAAAAAAAAUUCGAGAAAGGAAGAAAAGCCAAGUGAAUAUCGAAUCGCAGUGAAGCUAAAAUUAGGGUUUUUCUCACUCCACCAUAGCCGUUCCUCCCUCUUUCUCUCUCCUGUUGAAUUUCUGAGUGAGAAAGCUUUCAACAAUGGCGACCAUAGUUCCAACAACCGAGGAAGAUCCAGCUCUCACCGUUGUUCGUUUCGUUUCCGAGCUUACUUGGGGCGACGCCGGUGCCGAGGUUGCUCAGCCUCAAGUUGCGAGAUUAUGCCAGGAGGCGCAGGAAUGUAUGGUGAUGGAGAGAUGGAUUGAUUUGGCAUCGCUGAUUCUUACUUCUGCUGAUUUGGUUUUCUCUAAGGUUGCUGAGAAAGAUAUUGAGUGCAUCUACACCGUAAUUUGCAACCUUGUCACAAAGUCUGAAAACCCUGUGGAGGUUUUGGAGAUCGUGAAACUUAUUUCUGCUAAAAUUGUUCAACAACCAAAUGAGAAGCCUGCUCUGCGACUGAAGAUAUUGUUCAAUCUUUAUAACCUUCUUGAAGACGCAUACAGCCGUUUCUAUGUUUACUUGAAGGCCCUCAACCUGGCUACCAGUGGUAAAAUUACUGAGCAUGUUGCACCUUCCAUCAAGAAAAUUGACAGUUUCUUGAGUGAAUGGAAUCUUAGCAUCCAAGAUCAGAGAGAGCUUUUUCUUGCAAUCUUCAACGUUUUGAAAGAGAGUAAAAGCUCUGGAAAGGAAUCAUUCAAUUUUCUCACAAAGUAUUUGGCAACUUUUUCUACUGAGGAUGAACAAGCUUUGAGUGAGGCCAAAGAGGAGGCCGCCAAUGCUAUCAUAGAAUUUGUGAAAGGACCUGACAUGUUUCAGUGUGAUUUGCUGGACAUGCCGUCAGUGUUACAGCUAGAGAAUGAUGCUAAAUACUCACUGCUAUAUCAACUCUUAAAGAUUUUCCUUACUCAGAGGCUGGAUUCUUACAUAGAAUUUCAGGCAGCAAACUCUACCUUGCUGAAGAACUACGGUCUUGUUCAUGAAGAUUGUCUGGCAAAGAUGAGGCUGAUGUCAUUAGUAGAUCUUGCCUCUAGUGAGUCGGGGCAAAUUCCAUAUGCUCUUAUCAAGGACACUCUUAACGUCAAUGACAAUGAGGUAGAACAUUGGGUUGUUAAAGCCAUUACUGCCAAGUUGCUCGACUGUAAGAUGGACCAGAUGAAUCAGGUCGUCAUUGUGAGUCGUUACACUGAGCGAUUGUUUGGGCAACAACAAUGGGAAAACCUUCGAUCAAAGCUAGGAACAUGGAGGGGAAAUAUUGCAAGCGUAAUCAGCACAAUCCAAGCAAACAAGGCAACUGAGGAUGCCUCACAGGCAAUGCAGAGCAUGACAGUUCGUUGAGAUUCAGUGUCUGAUUUUUUCCCCCGUCACCUACACAGUUAAAAAUCUUUAAGGGCACAUUAGUUGUAAUUACCCUUUAAUGUGUGGCGGAAUUGAAGUCCAAUCCCGCGAUUUUGACCGAGGUUGCUUUGUGUUCCAUAACUGUUCUUCAAUAUUAAUUUGUUCCUGUAGACAAUUUCUUAUAGCGCAAUUUAUAUAUUUUUCCCCACUUGAAAUAUGCUUCUUAUGUUGUCAUCCUUGAACUGAAAGCAAAUUAAGGCACCCUGUUAGCCCUUUA
Chenopodium quinoa (quinoa) is the source of this 1671-nucleotide messenger RNA. RefSeq names its product eukaryotic translation initiation factor 3 subunit M-like. The transcript has 10 exons. The record is from RefSeq and is a predicted model, not a curated record. Gene Ontology annotation, molecular function: translation initiation factor activity. Bases 162 to 1394 code for a protein of 410 amino acids. NCBI's taxonomy places the organism in Eukaryota, Viridiplantae, Streptophyta, Magnoliopsida, Caryophyllales, Amaranthaceae. Gene Ontology annotation, cellular component: eukaryotic translation initiation factor 3 complex; cytoplasm. Gene Ontology annotation, biological process: cytoplasmic translational initiation.